Molecule: messenger RNA, 1454 nt
Organism: Micromonas pusilla CCMP1545
Lineage: Eukaryota; Viridiplantae; Chlorophyta; Mamiellophyceae; Mamiellales; Mamiellaceae
Exons: 2
Coding region: 183-1454 (423 amino acids)
Molecular function (GO): dioxygenase activity
Source: RefSeq, a predicted model, not a curated record
CGCCUCCUCGUCGCGCUCGUCAGGUCGUCGUCGACGUCGAAACUCGCCGCCCGCGGUUCACGCCGAGCACCCUCGCGCCGCGCCGAGCGUCGCGCGAUCGAACCGAACCGAACCGAACCGAAUCACCGCGCGGCGCGAUCGAACCGAACCGGUACCUGUCGCGACCGAACGAACCGUCCACGAUGGUCGCGGACGCGUCGACGACCGUCGAGGUGACGCUGUCGGAAGCGCGCGGCGCGGCGAAGACGCCAGCCUCGGAAGAGGACGACACGACCGAGUGGACGAAGACGGCGAACGUCUUCGAGUACGGCGCGGCGGCGAACCCGGUCAUGGCGCCCAUCCCGGUGCUCGUGCACCCCGCGUCCCUUCACGAGACCGGCGACACGCGCGUGAUCCCGUUCGACAUCAACGACUGCCUCGAGAUCGAGACGCACUGCACGUCGCCGAACCUGAUGGCGUCGUUCGCGCGCGUGCGUGUCGGCGAGAGCCUGGACACGUCCGCGGUCGCGACGUCGCAGGCGUUCUACGUCAUCCGCGGCGCGGGCGUCUCGAAGAGCGAACACGGGGUGGUGUCGUGGGGCGAGGGCGACCUCUUCGUCGUGCCCAACACCGAGGGCGUCGUCACGCACACCUGCGUGGAGUCCACGAUGGGCGGCGCGGCGCUGUAUUGGGUCCACGACGAGCCGCUGAUGGACUACCUCGGCGUGAAGCCGCACGGGAAGAAGUUCGAGCCGACGAUGUUCAAGCGCGAGCGCAUGCUGGCGGAGGUGGAGGAGAUUCGACACGCGGCGACGGAGGGCGAGCGGAACCGCCUCGGCGUGUUGUUAGGGAACAAGGCGUGCGAGCAGACGAAGACGUUAACGCACGUGCUCUGGUCGUUACUGAACUCGAUCCCCGCGCGAACGGUCCAGCGCCCGCACCGGCACAACUCCGUCGCGCUCGACCUCGCGGUGUCCGCGUCGGCGAACGUGUACACGCUCAUGGGGAAAGAGAUCGACGCGACGGGCGCCAUCAUCGACCCGAUUCGAUGCGACUGGACCCCCGGCGGCGUGUUCGUGACCCCGCCCGGGUGGUGGCACUCGCAUCACAACGAGUCCGACGACGUCGCGUGGGUGUUGCCCAUGCAAGACGCGGGGCUCUACACGCAUCAGGCGCGUUCUAUACACUGGUUCCCAUACGACCGCCGGACGUUGGACAUUCGUUUCGUGGACGACGAGCUCGCGCUGCACGCGGCGGGUAAAAUUCGCGGCAGCGCGUUCGCGGUGACGAACAAGCAGUACACGGAGAUGGUGGACGUCGGCGCGCAGGUGCCGCACGGUAAGGUGGCGGGGAUGAAGCGCGUGUGGAGCGUCGAGGCCGUGGACGAGGCGGAGGAGAACGGCAAGGCGAUGAAACGCGUCGCGUCGUACCAAGCGAUCAAGCCGCAGGGCGCGGCGGCGAUCGAGCCGCAGUAG